AAUCAAAAAGGUAAAGUUAGUUGAGCAACGUUAUAAGAUAUACUUUCAAGCUACACGUUAAUGGUGUAAGUUGUAAACUCAACCAAAGUUCAAAAACAAACUCUCUCUAACUUGUUUCUUCAAAAGAAAAACCUAUAUCUACCACUUUUCAAGAUCUUAUUCAUUUAUUCAUCCUCUCCAACUUUUGAUAGAUCUAGAGAUUUAACUAGAGACUUUAGGUUUAUAUUAGCAUGAUGUCAACCACAAAUAUUGUUAACCACCACAGCUUGUUUGAUGAAGAACAACAAGAUCAUGAGAUCCCUAUGCAGAUGGGGUUCAAUAUUCCUUUCCCUCCAAACAUGACUUUACCUCCUUUAGGUAAUUGCCAUGAUCAAUCUUUGAAAGGUGUAAGUGCGAUAAUAACUCCUGAAGCUGCAACAUUCGCUGAAGCUUUACUAGCAACAGCUGUUCAAAAACCACGAGAAUUCCAAGAUCUUGCUUCUGGUUUUGGUUGUGGAGGAGGCCAAAACCUUGACUUAAACAGAUCCAGAAUGAAUUCAUGGGCAUGGGGAGAAGUAAGUGAUUGCUGGAUAGGUAAAAGAAGUAAUGGAGGAGAUGAUCAUAAUCAUAUAGGGGUUUCAGCAGCCAUAAAGAUGAAGAAAAUGAAAGGAAGAAGGAAGGUGAGGGAACCUAGGUUUUGCUUCAAAACAAUGAGUGAUAUAGAUGUGUUGGAUGAUGGUUACAAAUGGAGGAAGUACGGACAGAAAGUGGUCAAGAACACUCAGCAUCCCAGAAGCUACUACCGUUGCACGCAAGACAGUUGUCGAGUAAAGAAACGUGUAGAGCGAUUGGCUGAGGAUCCAAGAAUGGUGAUAACCACAUAUGAAGGAAGACAUGCUCACUCUCCAUCAAACGAGCUCGAAGAAUCACAAACUCAUUCUGAACUUGCAAAUUUCUUCUGGUAGCUAUCUAGCUCAACUAAACAUCAACAUAAUGUGUUUUAAAGUUUUAGAACAUAAGUGUCUUGGACUCUUGACUUUUUAUGGUGUUGAUUUGUAAAUUUUCACUCCCUGAGCUGAGCAGUAUCAAUAUUUGAAUCGAUAAUGACAACUUAUGUUUAUCACAAGGGAGCUAUAAAACAUAGACACUUCUCCA
This is a messenger RNA of Lathyrus oleraceus (garden pea), 1134 nucleotides long. Its product is annotated as probable WRKY transcription factor 12. NCBI's taxonomy places the organism in Eukaryota, Viridiplantae, Streptophyta, Magnoliopsida, Fabales, Fabaceae. The record is from RefSeq and is a predicted model, not a curated record. Gene Ontology annotation, molecular function: sequence-specific DNA binding; DNA-binding transcription factor activity. The transcript has 3 exons. The coding region runs from base 231 to 944 and encodes 237 amino acids. Gene Ontology annotation, biological process: regulation of DNA-templated transcription.